Molecule: messenger RNA, 961 nt
Organism: Papaver somniferum (opium poppy)
Lineage: Eukaryota; Viridiplantae; Streptophyta; Magnoliopsida; Ranunculales; Papaveraceae
Product: ethylene-responsive transcription factor ERF024-like
Exons: 1
Coding region: 262-864 (200 amino acids)
Biological process (GO): regulation of DNA-templated transcription
Molecular function (GO): DNA binding; DNA-binding transcription factor activity
Source: RefSeq, a predicted model, not a curated record
CUGGAUUGCAUUCUCAUAAAAUAUCAUACCAACCAAAUCCUUGAUCUAUUGAUUGACCCUACGCGCUAAAUAACUAACAACUGACAAUUCUGGCGACUUCCAACAUGGAAUUGAAUUAGUAUAAAUUAGUCGUUCUACUUCUUCCGAUUCGAUAUCAUCCUCCACUUGCCAAAUGCAAUCUCAAUGAAGUAAGUACUAGCUAGUAAUAUUUGUUACUUCUAUUGAUUAGUCUUACGCUCUUGCUUGCAAGGUGUGUGCAUCAUGAGCUUCAACAAUGCCAACAAUGGUGGUGAUGCUACUUCGACCAACAGAACUUAUCGUGGAGUUAGGCGUCGGGGAAGUGGAAAAUGGGUAUCGGAAAUCCGUGAGCCUAAGAAACCCAAUCGUAUCUGGCUCGGGACAUUUCCGUCCCCUGAAAUGGCAGCUGUUGCUUAUGAUGUAGCUGCACUUGCACUCAAAGGCUCUAACGCGGAGCUUAACUUCCCAAGUUUAGCCAUAUCUUUGCCAGUUCCAGCUUCAAAUUCAUCACGUGACAUCCAAGCUGCUGCUGCCAAUGCUGCCGCUGCAGCUGGUGCCGCUGUUGAUUCCUUAUCUGCAUCCAAUAUGACCCAAAGCAUUGGUCCAUUAGUACCAUCAUCGUCAUCAUCAUCAGAAAGUCCGGCACUGGCAGUGGUGGAUUAUGUGAAUGAUGAUAGUAAUAAGUUUAUUGAUGAGGAACUUAUAUUUGACAUGCCCAAUCUUCUUAGGAACAUGGCUGAAGGAAUGCUGCUCAGUCCUCCGCAUUUAGAUAGUUUUACAGGAGAUCGUGAUCAGGAAUUCACUAAUGAACAAAAUAAUGGAGAUUAUCAUAACCUUUGGGGUUAAUUAUCAUCCUUGCAUGCUGAUUAAUAUCCAAACAAAACCACAUCAUUGUGUGUAUAUAUGUGAUCAAGGGAUACAAUAAACUCGAAAUUAGCAGUCU